Rhodofomes roseus is the source of this 2838-nucleotide messenger RNA. RefSeq lists its product as uncharacterized. The transcript has 8 exons. Lineage: Eukaryota; Fungi; Basidiomycota; Agaricomycetes; Polyporales; Fomitopsidaceae. Bases 87 to 2750 code for a protein of 887 amino acids. The record is from RefSeq and is a predicted model, not a curated record.
GUUUUGUGCUCCUGUACCCACUAUUUAAGCUGCAGACUCGAGUCGUGAUUCCUCAGAGAUACGCAACACCUUCUGAUCAACCUACUAUGCCGCCACCUGCUAACUGGACAUUUGCCGCAUCAAUCAAGAACACAGAUACUAUCCUAGUCGACUCGGAUGAGAUUGAGAACUGUUGCUCACAACAAAUUGAAUAUCUUCGUGCCCUGAAGGCUUCUUGGUACGGGACUCACUAUGACUCAGAAGUCCUGGCUAGCUGGAAAUCGCUCAAGUUAAGUGGAACACCGUCGGAGGAUGAUGGAUAUCCAGUUGCAACUGCAUUCAAUGUGCAGAUCAUCGGCGCCCAAUUGUCUCAUGUGUCAACCUCCGAGACCCUUGUUUCCGACUUGGAGAAUAGUGGAGGGUCGGACGUGAACGUGGACCACUCUACAGUGCAUGAUGGUCUCUGCGCCAGGCUGAGACGACCAGUGUCUGUUACGCGCUGCUCAAGCUCUGCAUACUGGGCCGGGUGGUACCCACUGAAGGCCGAUGAAGCAAAUGUUGACCUUGCCAUGACGCUGUUUCAGGUAGCCCAAGUACUGCAGUAUCAGGACUCACAGUUCCUGGCUGAACACGUUAUCGCCACUGCAUUUGAUGGCAUUCCUGGCACCUAUGUUCGAAGGAAGAACUUGGGCAUACUGGGGCUUAAACACACUGAACACGCAAUUGAACCCGUCGAUUGCGCAGUAAUUCAUGUCCCCACAGGGCGUUCGGUCGAGUCUGCCCUCGAAUACCUGGCUCACAUCCCGAUCAGCGCCAAAAGCCCAGCAUUUGUUCUCUGUAUGAAGGGACCUAUGCAAUGGGAAAGUGGCUCAUGGCAAGCCGGUUCAACGGGAUCACAGAGGCCAGACCUGCAGUCGAUCAUACACGAUUUGGCACGGUUGGCAGAAGUCAGCCUAUCUUCUAUGGUGCAAUGGUGGAGCACACCUAGUACAGAUGCACAGACUAUAGCCUUCCCGCCCGCUUGUGCGAUGACAAUUGGCCUUGUCUACGACUCAGAGAACAUCCAUAUGGUGGCGCAUAUCCCCUAUCACACAGAUGGCAACUACAAGUACCUGUCGCUGCUCUUCGAUAAACUUCCCUUCCCCUCCCGAUGCACUGGAAGUGUUCACGAGUUCAUUCAAGGUCGCUACCGAGUCGCACUCGCACUUCUCUCCCUACAGCAACACAUCUGUCGUCUCACCGAGCUCCCACAACAGCGGCACCUGGAUUCUGUGCAAGCACCGCUCAUCGUGCCAUUCCCUGGGACGCGUGUCGAUGACGAACAGAUACAAGCUACAGACAAGUCGGAAACAGAGGUAGAGGAGCCGUAUGGGCUAGGCCGGGAACAAGUCGAGAACUGGCGCCGGCAGACGACUCGGACGCUCGAAGCAGGUAUGGAACCAGAACUUCAAGAGUAUAUGACCGGGUCCGACUCAGACAGGCCCAGAUCAAAGGAUGCUGCGCAUCAGUCGUCUGUCAUGCACUUCAAUGAUGACUCGGACUCCGCGGAUCCAAACUUUACUCCUAUCAGUCCUGUUGAGGACGUGUACAGGCGUUUCACUGUCUCUCUGGAACGGGAAGACCAGCAACUAUUGUCUCUUAUGAAAUGGCUUGCAUCUCCGAGUCAUUCCUGUGAUACUUCGAGUGACAGUUUACUAUCGCUGACAAGAAUUGUGUGCGGCCACGAUACAAUACUGCCAAUGGCUCCACUGAUGGCUGAGCGAUGGAAGCACCUUUCGCUACCAUGGGGAAAAGUGUAUGAGUCUGCGAAAUUGUUGCGUUCCUACGCCCGCGACGCAACCAGGGGAUUUUUCAUGACCGGUUUCAACAAGGAGCGGACAAAGGCCAUUCCUGUGGGGUUCUAUGAAACACAAGAGUACGUCACUCAGAGUGAUGGUGAUACGCAUGCGCCGCAAUCUCAGGCUACUACUGUUACUGCCGCACAAUUGACCUCUGGUCUCGUCAAGAAAACCAUGCAAUUCUGCAGUCAAUAUAUGACAUCCGAGGACAGUUCUUGGCUGGGCUCGGGCUCUGGCCGCUCCGACGACUACAUGGAGUCGGUGCCGAGGGUCUACGUUCGAGAUGACGCGACAGCGGAGCAAAGAGCCAGUAUCUUGACUCUCUUUCACCCCUGUGCUCCUUCCUUGCAGCUAGUACAAGAGCUGGCUUCUGAGCACCUCAUCGGAGACACGAUCCUGAAACUCCUUGCGCCUUACUCGGGCUAUUUCGCCUUUGUGCCUCCAGUCAUAGGGGCCCAUUCCGCCAUCGACGAGAACUGCCACCUUCCGUUGGCAGUGAUCUUACCUGGCGAUCCUAGUAUCAAGACGAAAGAUAUUCCGGGUGUGAGGCGUCGUAUGGCUGAAACUCUCAGUCGUACUCUCACCACGCUUGUCUUGCAUCAUUACCGCAACAAUGACUGGAUGUACGAUCGGAAACUGACUGAGGAAGAUGCAGCGAUUCACUUGGACAAGCACUUCUUCGUCUUCAGUAUCUUCUAUAAGAGGGACUACUUCAGCAUCGACAUCAACUACCCCGUGGUUGAGCCAGUCAUUCCAAAGAGCAAGGACUACAUCUGGAGAUUCUGCAGUGUAGAGGGAAUGCACAGGACGCUGGAGGACCGUGUGCCACUUGGUCCCGAGGAUAAACACCCUAUUUUCCAAGCACUUCUAUUUGUCGAACAGCAUAUACACUUGCUGCGACGUAAACUUACCUCCAGCGGGAUGGAGCUGUAGAUUAACACGGUUGCUUACUUCCUUCUGUAAUCAUUCCACUUCACGAAGCGACACAGAUGUAGAUUGAUUGUAACAAACCUGUCUUCAC